This is a messenger RNA of Haliotis rufescens (red abalone), 2304 nucleotides long. RefSeq lists its product as uncharacterized. The coding region runs from base 457 to 1845 and encodes 462 amino acids. The transcript has 5 exons. The record is from RefSeq and is a predicted model, not a curated record. NCBI's taxonomy places the organism in Eukaryota, Metazoa, Mollusca, Gastropoda, Lepetellida, Haliotidae.
UAUUUGAGCGAGACAGUUCAACUGUUUCUGAACGCAUGUGUCAUGUAUCAGUUCGGAUCAAUUAGACCAAUUUGCCAUCAAUCAAAGAUGGUCAAUAACUCCGAUAACACUUUUAUCUUUAACUCAUUAAUAAUUUGAGUCAGUUCGCGUUUUCAAACAGCAGUUUAGCUUGAAAUACGAACAAGAAACACAGAGGCAUGAACAUUGUCUGAUGUCCAAAACACAACCACGGAGCAAGUCGAAACAUGCCCACCACGACAAGUCUCGGCGAGAUACCAUUGAUCGCCCCUCGGCCACUAUAAAAGCUGACCGGCUCGCUGAGUAAGAUCAGUCUACACACAAGUCACUCGCUAGCAGUUGGAAGGCGUUGGUAUAUCUAAAACGGCAUUAAAUAGCACCGGAGAAAUAAAAAACAACAACUAAAUAUCUACUGUCAUCAUUCAAAAAAGGUUCAACAUGGCUUUGCUUCCUCCUGGUGGACUUCCGGAGAUUGUUUUCUCCUUUGACACUACUGGCUCCAUGUGCGACUGUCUCGCCGAAGUCAGAGGUCGACUCCAGGACAUGAUACAGCGGCUCCAGGCUGACAUCCCCGCCGUCAGAAUCGCCGUCUUCGCACACGGUGACUACUGCACCAAAUCCACAUAUGUCACAAAAUGGAUCGACUUCUCCACUGACGUCAAAGGGCUCUGCGACUUCGUCAUGAACGUUGAAGAUACAGGAGGCGAUUACGACUACGGCGAGUGUUACGAGCUUGUUCUCCGACAAGUGAGGGAGGAGUUGUCAUGGACACCAGGAUCUAACCGUGUUCUCGUCGUCGUCGGGGACGACAAGCCCCACGAACCAAACUUCAAAGCCAAUAAACUAAAAAUAGACUGGCAAACGGAGACACAAACUCUGAAUGAAAUGGGAGUAAAAAUCUAUGGAGUUCAGUGCGACACGAACAAUACGACGUUCUACGAAACCAUUUCCAACAAAACAGGAGGUCGGCAUCUUAAAUUGGAAAACUUUACAAACAUCUUUGACUUCCUUAUGGCCAUCUGCUACAGGGAACAGGGGGCAGAGAUUCUUCAUGUGUACGAGAAAGAGGUUAGAGCCCGUUGCGCUGAUGGUGCCCUCAGCAAAGACAUGGAAGGAAUGUUUACAUCCCUACGUGAUGGAAUUGUCUCCCCUUCUCAACCAAAGACAGCGAUUACAAUCAGUGCCGCUAAGAAAGAUGUGAAGGUUCCCACCUUGACGAAAAUAACAUCCAUCCAAAGAGUCAGAAAGGCCAAACCUAAAUCCAUCAGAAAGCCAAGAAAGAAAUCGUUCAAGAAAUCAACAAAGUUUGUGACACCUCUUCUGAGAAGAGAGGAAGUUUUUGAGAACAACUUCAGCUUGAGAAACAUGGACUGGUCACCGUGGGUCAAAGUUGUCUCCCCUGACGUUCCACUCAAACAGGAUGCACAAUGGGAAAAAAGACGGGGUGCCAACCCUGGAUUCAGAAAGAAGACAAUCUUCAAGUCUGAGAACAAUAAGCCAGCUCUCUAUGAGAUCGGUGUUCAGUCCAUCCGGUACGCACGAAGGUGUGUGGUAUUCAGUAAAUUCUGUCACUAUAUUCCCGAUAAUGUUAAUUGGGAAACACGGCUUCUUGGAAACAAAAUUGUCAGAGCUCAGGUGAACAACGUUGUGUCUCAGGACUGCAGUGUCUAUGUGCGGAGGGUGGUGCAUAGAAGAGCAUUAAACCACGUCAAAACAGCCUCCAUGAUAAAGUCCUAUGACUACGCAUGGAGGCGUCUGAGGAGAUCACGAUCAACUGCUCGACAUGUGUUCAAACAAGGCAGCACAAUUUCAUCAGACAAAGUAUAGAAUGUUUCUGAACAUUGACACACAUUCUUUGAUAUAUGCUAACAGAUACAGAGAUAUGGACGUUUUUCUAACAUGCCAUAUAUCAAAGGACACUCUGGAAAACACUGGCACAUAAGAGGCCAAAUUCAUAAGUAUAUAACUUUAAAAAAACAUCGAGAUCGAAUCUCAUAUCAUACAACUUGCCAGAUAUUUUAUGUGAAUGAGAGGGCAUGAUGUGUCAUUAAAGUGCGUGACUGAGAAUGUGUGUGCUCUACCGAAUGAUGGACAGAUGAACGUUAUUUUCUGUUAUGUGAAACGCUGUAUAUAUUUGAUUGUUCAUAUUACGAUGUAUAUAUAUUCAUAUCAUUCAUUGACCUACAAUCUAUACUUCAUUUUAACAUGUGCAAUAUCAGAAUAGGAAUGAAUAAAACAAACUAAAAAGACUUGCAUAUACUUUUUUUUCUUUGAAAAUGUCUACUU